This is a messenger RNA of Solanum lycopersicum (tomato), 3085 nucleotides long. Its product is annotated as G-type lectin S-receptor-like serine/threonine-protein kinase SD1-29. Gene Ontology annotation, biological process: recognition of pollen; protein phosphorylation. The record is from RefSeq and is a predicted model, not a curated record. Lineage: Eukaryota; Viridiplantae; Streptophyta; Magnoliopsida; Solanales; Solanaceae. Gene Ontology annotation, molecular function: ATP binding; protein serine/threonine kinase activity.
UUUAUGCUCUGCGAGCGAACUUAUUGGUUACCUGUUACUGUUAUAUGUUGUGUUGUUUUGGUACUUACUGUGAGAAUGAAUUCUCACAAGUAUUUUCUUUUUAUCUUGUCAAAGCUACAAUAUCUUUAGAUAAUAUAUACUAGAGAGUUUUAGGUCAAAGGGAAUAAAUGUCAUUUUCUUUGAUGGAUCUUGAGUAGACAAUAAUGAAGUAAACAAUAAAUGGGAGGUUCUGUGACAACUGAAACAAGGAUGAUGUCAAACUAGUGGUAUACUUUUUAACAAAAAUCUUAAACUAAUUCCACUAUAGAAUUGGUCAAAGGAUUCAGAGGGAUGCUUAUAGAAAGCCUAAUUGUUUGAAUUUCUAGAGCAUCUCAGGCUGGGAAUGAACCAAAAAGGAAAGAAAACGGCAUGGCCAAGAUGGGAUUUUUUUCUGUUUCUGAUGCUCGGAAGGAUGCUUUUAGCACAAGUCUCUGCUGAAAGUGAUACCUUAACACAAUCCCAACAACUGUCACUAAAUCAGACACUUGUCUCUGCUGGGAAAAUAUUUGAGCUGGGCUUCUUCAGUCCAAGUAACUCGAGGAGUCUAUAUCUCGGAAUUUGGUUCAAGAAUAUUCCUCGUCAGAGGAUUGUAUGGGUAGCAAAUAGAGAAAACCCACUCCCAGCUUCUGACUCAGCUGCAUUCUUGAAGAUUGGAGGUGAUGGGAACCUCAGAAUUAUGGAUGGCAAUCAAAAUAUCAUUUGGUCUACAAAUAUCUCUGUUCAGUCUAAUAAGACUACUGUUGUACUAACAGACGAAGGGGAAUUCAUUCUUAAAGACAGUGUCUCAGGCACAUCUUUAUGGGAUAGUUUUAAUUAUCCUUGUGAUACUUUGUUAUUAGGAAUGAAUAUUGGAUACAACACCAGGUCAGGAGUAAAACUUGUUUUAUCGUCCUGGCAGGCUGAAAAUGAUCCAUCACCUGGAAAGUUUACUAUUGGACUUUCGGUAGAAAUGCCACCUCAAAUCUUCACUUGGAAUAAUUACUCGAGGCCUUACUGGAGAGGUGUCCCAUGGGAUGGAGGGAACUUCUUAGGUGUACCUGAUGACGAAAAGGGGUAUGCAAGUGAUAUAAAAGUAAUAGUAAACAAGCAACAGGAAUCUGCCUUCUUCAGUUUCAAUAAUUUCAAUGUUUCUGAUGUUAUAAUCCUGGUCCUAAAACCAUCAGGGUUAUUGAAUAUGAUGGAAUGGCUAGAAGACCUGAAUGCAUGGCACGUCUUUUGGGAGGCACCAGCGAAUCCAUGUGAUGUUUAUGGAACUUGUGGUCCUUACAGUGUUUGUGACAUGGGUAAGUCUCCAGUCUGUGAUUGCUUGAGAGGAUUUGCACCAAAGUCAACUGAUGAAUGGAUAAGAGGAAAUUGGACUGGUGGCUGUGUGAGGCGAACUAAACUUCUAUGUGAAAUCAGUGCAAGUGGCAAUACUAUAAAGGGGUCCGAAAGUGACAACUUCUUGCAGCUGAGAGAGAUGAAACUGCCAGAUCACUACACAUAUUUUUAUGACUAUGAGGCUCAGAUUUGCAAGGAGUGGUGCCUGAAUAACUGUUCCUGUGCAGCCUAUGCAUAUCCAGAUGGAGUAAAGUGCAUGGUUUGGACUUCAGAACUUAUAGAUGUUCAGCAGUUUCCAUAUAAUGGUGUGGAUUUGUUUCUUCGUGUUGCUUCUUCUGAACUAGCUUUAGAUGAAGUUACAACGAAGGCUAAACUUAUCAUCAUCUUCACAACCGUUUCAAGCGUUCUCAUAUUGGCCAUUUUCGGAUGCAUUUUCUACAGGUGGAAAGCAAAGCAAAGAGCAAAUAGAAGAAAUAGGGUUAAUGACCUCACUCCAGCUGUUAGUUCUCAGAAUUCAGAGAAUGCAUCUACAGAUAAUUUGUUGGAAGAACAACCAUUGCUAACUCUUCUCGACUUUGCUAAGUUGGGAAUUGCAACUGACAACUUUAGUGAAACUAAUAAGAUUGGAGCUGGAGGAUUCGGUCCUGUUUACAAGGGAAAACUAGAAGAUGGACAAUUGGUAGCUGUCAAAAGAUUAUCUAGUCACUCUGGACAAGGAAUUGAAGAGUUCAAAAAUGAAAUCUUGCUAAUCUCCAAACUGCAGCACAGAAAUCUCGUUCGAGUAUUGGCCUAUUGCGUUCACGGGCAAGAGAAGUUACUAGUUUAUGAGUACAUGGCUAACAGAAGCUUAGAUACUUUGUUGUUUGAUUCAAAAAAAAGUUAUCAGCUUCCCUGGACGAAACGUUUCAACAUGAUUCAAGGCAUUGCUCGAGGGCUUCUUUACCUUCACCGUGAUUCAUGUUUAAGGGUCAUUCACCGAGAUUUGAAGGCAAGCAAUGUUCUCUUGGAUGAUGAAAUGAAUCCAAAAAUUUCAGAUUUUGGAUUGGCUAGAACUUUUCAAGUAACUCAAGAGCUAGCAAACACUAACCGGAUAGCAGGAACAUUCGGUUAUAUGUCACCAGAGUAUGCAAUGGGAGGACUAUUUUCUGAAAAAUCUGAUGUCUACAGCUUCGGCGUAUUGCUACUAGAGAUUGUCAGUGGAAAGAAAAACAGCGGAUUUUAUGACCAUGAAAAUCAUCUCAACCUUCUCAGUUAUGCAUGGAAGCUACAGACCGAAAGCAAAGAGUUAGACUUAAUGGAUAAAUCAAUUUUGGACUCAAGUUCCUCUGCAACAGUUCUGAGAUGCAUACAUAUUGGCCUGCUUUGUGUCCAGGAUCAUGCUGUUGAUAGGCCAUCAAUGCCGUCUGUUGUUCUUAUGCUAAACAGUGAGACGGAUCUGCCUCUACCUAAGGAACCUACAUUUAUAUUUCAAAGAUGGUUGAAUUCUGAUACUCAAUCGCAAAUCAGCAAAGCUCAGUCUGUUAAUGAUAUUACUGUCUCUGUGGCCGAAGGCCGAUAAUCAAUUUAAUGUUUCUGAUCAUGUGAAAACUGAUGCAAUAACAUUACUUACCGAAUCUGUAUAAUAAUGUGUACAGAUAAUAAAGCUGAUUCUUAGUGUCUGAAUAUGUAGUUACCAUAGUUAGGUCAUUCUCUUUAUGGAAUGUAUGAAGAGACAUUUUCUAUGGUG